GCAUUGCUUGGAAGCAGCACCUCUGGAGCACGUUGUAACUUGAGUUUUGGCAUACGGUUGCAGUCUAAGUAGAUUUAUUUGAGCAAAAUGGUUGAACAAUUUAUGGGAACGUGGAAACUGACAGCCAGCGACAAUUUUGAUGAAUACAUGAAGGCGAUAGGUGUGGGUUUUGCUACACGCCAGAUGGGAAACCUCGUCAAGCCAAACUUGCUGUUCAGCGUGGAUGACCAGGGCGUGAUCUCCAUGAAGGCUCAGAGCACAUUUAAGACGACAGAAGUGAAAUUCAAGUUGGACGAGGAGUUUGAUGAAACGACUGCCGAUGACCGGAAAACAAAGACCAUGAUUACCCUGGACAACGGAAAACUCGUUCAGAAACAGACGUGGGAUGGCAAGGAAACUACAAUUGAACGAGAUAUUCAAGAUGGAAAGCUGAUUGCGAAAUGCACGAUGAAUGAUGUGGUGUCUGUGAGAACCUAUGAACGGGAGGCAUAAUUUUUCUACCACAUCAAGUUUCAUGUUUCUGAUUGGCCAUGGACAUCUGAUUUGCUUAUGGGACCAUGCAUGUACGCGCUAUGUUAAACGUGCUUUGAUUAAAAUGUUCUUUUCGGAGUAA
Molecule: messenger RNA, 613 nt
Organism: Sardina pilchardus (European sardine)
Lineage: Eukaryota; Metazoa; Chordata; Actinopteri; Clupeiformes; Clupeidae
Product: fatty acid-binding protein, adipocyte-like
Exons: 4
Coding region: 88-492 (134 amino acids)
Biological process (GO): fatty acid transport
Cellular component (GO): nucleus; cytosol
Molecular function (GO): fatty acid binding
Source: RefSeq, a predicted model, not a curated record